AAAAAUAAAAAAUAAAGAAAGAAAGAGAGAGAGAGAGAGUGUGUGUAUGUGUCUGUGCGUAAGAGAAAUCUCAUCGAUUUUCAAUCUACAGAGGCACAGAGAUUGAUUUUUUUCCAGAGAGCGACCGAGCGAGACUGAAAAUCUCAUCGAUGUGAAUUCGAUACGCAAAGCUUUAUAGAGAGAGAAAGAGAAAGAGAGAGAGAGAGAGUGGAAAGUUUGUUCGUCGUGGUUGGAGAGGACAAAAAGGAACGAUGAAGGACGAGACUGCAUUUCGUGAAUCGUCGAGAUUCGUGUAAAGGAGAAUCGGAGUCUCUCAGAUCGACCGGUUUGUGCAUUUGAGUUGUGUAUUUCCUUGCUGAGAGGAGAGAAAGAGAGAGAGAGAGAGAGAUGAUCGGCGGAGGAGAGGAAGCGACGGCUCCGGCGGCGGAGGGGUCACAGCCGCUGGACUGGAAAUUCGCUCAGGUUUUCGGCGAACGAACCGCCGGUGAAGAAGUUCAGGAAGUUGAUAUCAUUUCUGCUAUUGAAUUUGAUAGAACUGGGGACCACUUAGCCACAGGAGAUCGUGGGGGUCGGGUGGUUUUAUUUGAAAGAACUGAUACGAGGGAUCAUGGUGGACAACGGAGAGAACUAGAGAGGAUGGAUUAUUCAAAUGGGAGACAUCCUGAGUUCCGCUAUAAAACUGAGUUCCAGAGCCAUGAACCUGAGUUUGACUAUCUUAAGAGCUUGGAAAUUGAGGAGAAAAUCAACAAGAUUAGAUGGUGCCAGGCAGCUAAUGGUGCCCUGUUUCUUCUAUCCACCAAUGAUAAAACAAUAAAAUUUUGGAAGGUCCAAGAGAAGAAGGUCAAGAAAGUUUGUGACUUGAAUAUGGAUCUUUCAAGAGCCAUUGGAAACGGUCCAGUUGUUUCUUCAAGUAUAUCAGCAAGCUCCAAAUCAUGUAUGGCGAAUGGAGGAUGUGAUGAGAGAUCCUCUGGUUAUUCAAGCAUUGAUACUUCACUCCCGUCUGGGGGUCUAUCAUCCUUACGGCUACCCAUGGUAGUGACUAGUCAUGAGACAAGCCUUGUGGCUAGAUGUCGAAGAAUCUAUGCUCAUGCACAUGACUAUCAUAUUAAUUCUAUUUCAAACAACAGUGAUGGUGAAACUUUUAUCUCUGCGGAUGAUCUGCGAAUAAAUCUUUGGAACUUAGAAAUUAGCAACCAAAGUUUCAAUAUCGUUGACGUCAAGCCUGCAAACAUGGAGGAUCUUACUGAGGUGAUAACAUCAGCGGAGUUUCAUCCUACUCACUGUAAUACGUUAGCAUACAGUAGCUCAAGGGGCUCAAUCCGUCUCAUUGAUAUGCGGCAGUCAGCGUUAUGUGAUACUCAUAGCAAAUUGUUUGAGGAACCGGAAGUGCCUGGUACAAGGUCUUUUUUCACUGAGAUAAUUGCCUCAAUUUCAGAUAUUAAGUUUGCUAAAGAUGGGAGACAUGUACUUAGUCGUGACUACAUGACCCUUAAGCUGUGGGACAUAAAUAUGGAUCGUGGCCCAGUUGCAACUUUUCAGGUUCAUGAAUAUUUAAGACCUAAGCUGUGUGAUUUAUAUGAAAAUGAUUCUAUCUUCGACAAGUUUGAGUGCUGUCUAAGUGGAGAUGGACAACGCGUGGCAACAGGUUCCUACAGCAAUCUGUUCCGUGUGUUUGGUUGUUCUGAAGGCAGCAUGGAAGCAACAACAUUGGAAGCCAGCAAAAACCCUAUGAGGAGACAAGUCCAAACACCAACAAGGCCUUCAAAAUCUCUAAGCACUCUUCCUCGUGUGCUUAGACGAGGAGCUGAUACAUCUGGAGUUGAUGCUAAUGGAAAUGCUUUUGAUUUCACCACAAAGUUGCUACACCUAGCAUGGCAUCCAACUGAGAACUCAAUUGCCUGUGCUGCUUCAAAUAGCCUUUACAUGUAUUAUGCGUAAAGAGGGUCUUGGAAGACUUUUUUGCCAGACAAAGCUCCUCUGGUUGCUUUGGCAAACACUGCUUUGCCUUCCUCCCCUAUCACUGAUUUUGAAGCUGCACCAUUUUUUCAGAAUAUCUGACACUUAAAAAAAACUCUUGCCUUUCUCCCAACCACAGGAUUCCAGACUGCAAUUUGGAAAAUUUUACCUAACUACCUUUUGCUCCAGGCUGGCUAGGCAUUGCUAGUUGUGCUGUUUCUUAAUAGGUCGAAGAAAAUGUGACAUUUGCUUCACUGCAACUGAAAGGAUGCUAAUGGUGCUGAUAAGUUUCAAACCAAUGGGGGUCUCAACAUGAAGCUGGGGGAAAGGAACUAUUAUGGUGCUUCAAUUCUCAUCGAUGCAUUGGGGCUUCAACCUUGUAUUAUUUGAUCUUAAAAUUAUAGGAUUGUGAAAUAUUGUCAUGUUUAUUGCUGUCUCACAUUCUAACCAUUCUUUCUUCUCCUUGGGAUUUUGCUAAUUUGUUGUGAUCCAUGUAAUCGUAUAUCUGGCUUUGGGGGUAGAACACCUCAUGCUAGCCACUCUUUUCUUCUUCAACCCAAAUAUGUUUUUCAAUAGGUCUCUACUUUUCUGAGGUUGAGUGCUUUGGUGAUGGCUACUUACCUUAUUCAUAAAUUCAAAAAUAUAAUAUGUUGGUCUA
This is a messenger RNA of Quercus robur (English oak), 2614 nucleotides long. Its product is annotated as serine/threonine protein phosphatase 2A 55 kDa regulatory subunit B alpha isoform-like. Gene Ontology annotation, cellular component: protein phosphatase type 2A complex; cytosol. Lineage: Eukaryota; Viridiplantae; Streptophyta; Magnoliopsida; Fagales; Fagaceae. The transcript has 14 exons. The record is from RefSeq and is a predicted model, not a curated record. Gene Ontology annotation, molecular function: protein binding; protein phosphatase regulator activity. Bases 388 to 1938 code for a protein of 516 amino acids. Gene Ontology annotation, biological process: peptidyl-serine dephosphorylation.